UUGCAGAAAGAGCAACAGCGGCAGCAGCAGCAGCAGUGUGAUUGGAGUUCUUCGGAAGCAAUCCAAAAUGAUCCAGCGAUUGAGCAAGAUGAGCAAGAUUGUGCUGCUGGUAGCAGUGGCAUUGAUGCGCUAGCAGUGCUGGCUGAUGCAGCACUGGCUGCAAACUCCGAACAAUUCUCUCUACCGCAUAGUAUGUCACGCGAAAUCCCAGCACUACCGUUCGAUGAGCGUCUCUCAACAGGGGCAUGCCCAGUGCCACCACCCAAAGCUCUCUGCCAUCUUUGUGGCUCAAGAAAUACAAAUUCAACGUUAAUACAGUGCGAUUUUUGUGCUCUUUGUUAUCACCUUGAUUGCUUAACACCACCGCUUUCAUCAACACCAAAGGACAAGUGGAUGUGCCCCGCUCAUGUUGAACAUAUCUUAGAUCAAAAAUUUGCCAAAACUCUUUCUUUGCAACAACGGCUACGAUUUUGGAAUAAAUACGCAAGGCAGCCGGUUGACGAGUAUGCUGUCAAGUUAUCAUUUCUCAAAAAAGCAUCUGAAGAGCGAAAGGGCUCAAAAAUUGAGGUUAAUCUCAGAUUCUAA
Messenger RNA from Gongylonema pulchrum, 585 nucleotides. NCBI's taxonomy places the organism in Eukaryota, Metazoa, Nematoda, Chromadorea, Rhabditida, Gongylonematidae. The record is from the annotation of a GenBank genome assembly.